This is a messenger RNA of Fraxinus pennsylvanica, 1047 nucleotides long. NCBI's taxonomy places the organism in Eukaryota, Viridiplantae, Streptophyta, Magnoliopsida, Lamiales, Oleaceae. The record is from the annotation of a GenBank genome assembly.
AUGUUGUCUAAUACAAGAGUCAAGUACAGUGAACACUUGAAGCGAACAACAAUCGUCAGCAGCCAGGCUGGAAAUUCUAUUCCCGGCGCGAAAAAGCCUUCCCAGAAGGAGAUACACUCCGGCGCCGCCGCAGGCACCAGAACAGUCAGGUUUUCUUUCACCGACGCUUACGCCACUGACUCCUCCAGUGAUGAAGAGGGAUUCUAUAUCAAACGCCAGAGAGUGAAAAAAUUCAUAUGCGAGGUGAAAAUCCAGCCAUGUUGUAGUGAAAAAGGAAGUGUCAAUGCUAAUGAAACUACCACUGCUCCAGCCGUUUUGGGAAAUAGCCGGAGGCCGUCCAUGGCGGUGAAACGGAAGAAAAGUAGUGGCAGACAGAAACAAAACGGUGGAAAUGAUACCACAGUUGGAAAUGUGAGGAAGUUCCGUGGCGUACGGCAGCGGCCGUGGGGCAAAUGGGCGGCAGAGAUUCGAGACCCCUUUAGGCGUGUACGGCUGUGGCUAGGCACAUACGAAACGGCGGAGGAGGCUGCUAUGGUAUACGAUCACGCGGCGAUCCAGCUGCGUGGUCCUGACGCGCUCACAAAUUUCUCAGCGCCGUCGCGAACGGACAACAAAACAAGAUCAGGUUACAACUCCGGCGAGGAGUCCCACAACAUUGUGAAAUCACCAAAGUCUGUUCUCCGAUUCUCCUCGGCGGCGGACUCUCAAACAGAAGUCGAAGCCGAAGCCGAGUCAUCGUCGAUCUUUUCGCCGCCAAACAAUGCGGUUUCGUUGAAGGAAAAUGAGGAUAUUACCUUAUGGGAGAACCUCUCGGACUUUCCGAUAUUUCCGUCGGGUGAAGAUAUGUUCCGAGAAUUCGAUGACCCGCUUCCCGUACCCGAUUUGUUUGAUCAAACGGAUUUCCCAGAUUGUAUCCUUGGAUUUGAUUUGGAUUGUUGCAAGGACAUACUUGUUGGGUCAAGUAAUGAUGCCGGGUUUGGGCAGACGGAUGACUACUUUCAAGAUUUCGGGGAUGUAUUCGGGUCGGAUCCUCUAGUUAUACUUUGA